GCGUCGUGCCUAUUAAUAGCUACAGUAGUAGAAUCGAAUCGAAUCCAAUCAAUCAGCUCCCUCCAACCAUAACAUGAAAGAAAAGAAAAAGUGCGGCGGACAGAGAAAGACGCGAACAGGAAGGAGAGCAGCCUGGAAUUUGGUUGCGUGUGAGAGACUGGACGCCAUAGAGAAAGAGCCCAACGAGAGUCAGUAGCAACGAGUCAACGAGUCAGCUGCGAGAUUGAGCGCGGCAUACAGCAAACAGUGUAACAACAGAAAAAACUCGUUCCUCGGGCCCUUUAUCUGGCAUUACAGUACUGACAAUCAACACCGCGACAAUGUCACUUCUGAUCAGAGAGUGCAAGUUGCUCCGAUGCGCGGCAGACGAACCAACAGUUGGUGCGUACGACCAUGGCAUUUACGACUCUCCACUCGAGUGGACAGAAUCAAAGGACGCCCCGGAUGCUCUGCUGGAAGAGUAUCAUGAAGAUAUAUGGGACCAGCAGCAGUGUUCUCCGGGCAUGAUCAAGAGUCUGUACAUUGAAAACUUUAUGUCACACCGAGAGCUGAGGAUUGAUUUUUCUCGCCACACGACCGUCAUUUGUGAUCCCACGGUCGAACAUUCGGCUGUAUUCACGGCCAUACAACUGGCAUUGGGUGCUUCGUCCAGUCAGCUGGAAGUAGCCAAGCACCUACAAGAGUUGGUGAGGACACCCACCGCACAACCUUUGAGCGUUGGCCCUGGUAUCAUUGCUCGUGUUUGCAUCACAUUGGAGAACCGAGGAGAGGCUGGCUAUCAGAAAGACGUCUAUGGCGAUGAAAUCCAUGUGGAAAGAUCCAUUUCCUCCCGGGUUGGAUGCUAUGGUUGGCGCAUUCUCGACAUGAAUGGAGUGGAAAAAUCCCGGAGCAAAAGCGAUUUGUUCGCAAUGCUUCAGUACCUUCACAUUGGCGUUGAUAACCCCGCGACCAUCUUGAAGCAAGCCAAAGCGAAGCGAGUGGGCAACCCCAAGGACAUGUAUAGGUUCUUUGCUAGUGCCAGCAAGUUGGACUUUAUCGAGGAUACGUAUCUGCAAGUGGGGAAAGAAAUUGAAAAAUACAAAGCCUUGCGAACCGAUCUGAUGGAGAUCAUGACGGAAAAGAUUGAUUACGUGGAAUCCCUCAAAGACGAUUGGGAGCACGAGAGGGAAUCACUUUUGUGGAAGCCCACAGCAACCAAGCAGGAGAGUGAGGACGAAGGUGAACCCAAGGAAUCCAAUAUCAAGGGGGCAUUGAAAGAUGCUAUCGAAAUGAUGGAUUCUGUGAAAGAAAACUUUAGCAAAAUGAAGGAGCUUGAAACUUCAAAGUCUAUUUUCUGCAAGAACUACUGGAAGGCAAAAGUUGAACAAGAGGCUAUGAUGGACCACAUCAAUGUCAUUAGCCAGCAGAUCGAUCGCCUGGAAGAAGACUUGAUAUCUCGCAAAAAACAGCUCAAAAAGGAGCAAAACUACGUUGUCACAAUGGCCAGCGUGUGUUACGAUGAAUGUCUUCAAACCAUGGACUGCAUGGGUAAGGUCGUGGUAGACUUUGCAAAGGGGGAAUUGACUCUUGUUUCCAAGAAGAAAAAGAAACGCAUCAAGAUGGAUGACCGCAUUGUUGACGCCAAGGAGAAAGACGAGGCAUUCAAAUCCAUGUCCUUUCUCAUGGCCAUUUCACAGCCACUGGGGUACCCUGUCCAAUGCACUCUUCUUCAUCCGAAGAAUUGUGUGGAUCUCUUGGAAAGAAGUUUGGCUUGCACGCAAAAGUUUCCAAACCGACAAUUUAUGUUCGUUUUGCCCGAAAAUGUACCACAGUUGAGAGACAAUAUGCAUCUCAAGGUCGUCAAGUUGUGAGUUUGGUUUAGUGUAAGAAGGUCAAAAGAUGCUGUCUUCGGAGAAGGUGGUGGAUUAGCAAAACGUGAUCAGUGUGACUUGCCAGGGGCUCUGCGUACUUUUCGGAGCGAAGAGCGAAGGGAAAUUUUCUUUAUUAGAUGCUAAUCAUACAGUGCAGUGGAAAUAACUUAAAAACAAAACAAACAGCUACCCCUCAUGGGAGGGGUCAAGCUGUAGAC
Molecule: messenger RNA, 2068 nt
Organism: Seminavis robusta
Lineage: Eukaryota; Bacillariophyta; Bacillariophyceae; Naviculales; Naviculaceae
Source: the annotation of a GenBank genome assembly